This is a messenger RNA of Cotesia congregata, 885 nucleotides long. Lineage: Eukaryota; Metazoa; Arthropoda; Insecta; Hymenoptera; Braconidae. The record is from the annotation of a GenBank genome assembly.
AUGAUUUUCAAAUCCGGGGCCCCUAAAAGAAGUCGGACCGCUCCUGGAGAAUCUCCCGCUUGCUUCAUUCCAAAGCAUCGUCUCGUAUGCAUCGUCGCCGUUGUGGAAGGUGGACGCAUUCCAUUCAUGUUUCGGUUUUCGAUCAUAUUCAAAUUCAUUUGUCAUAGUUGUGUGUCCUACAAACGCGACUUCGUAAAUGUUGUAGGAUUUACCCACAAUCUAAAUAAUGAUAAAAAGCUGAGAGAUGUUGUGAUGGCGGAAAGACGGCGGCUUCCGAGCUCGGAGCCAUCAAAAAAUUCACCACUUCCUUCUUCACCACCAUCAAAAAAAUCUAAACUAUCGGAAACUGAUGAAGAUAUCGGAUUAGAGGCAGAAGAAGAGGCUGACAUAAGUCUUGAAACGAGCGAAAUAUUAUCAAGAAGUAGUUCUUCAGAAAAAGAUAACAGCAAAGAAAAUCUGGAGGUCGAUGAUCCAACUCCUGGUCCUUCAAAGGACAAGGAAGACUCACAAGACGUUGUAACACUCUGGUAUCGUGCACCUGAAGUACUCUUAGGGUGUCCUUAUGCAACCCCUGUUGAUAUUUGGUCCAUCGGUUGUAUUCUUGCUGAAUUAAACAGGCUUGCUCCUUUAUUUCCUGGAAGCAGUGAAGGCGAUGAAUUAGAUAGAAUUUUUCAAGUAAUUGGUACUCCUAGCCAAGAAGAAUGGCCGAAAAACGUCUCUCUUAGUUGGACUGCAUUUCCACAACGACGUCCGAUGCCGUUAAAAAAUAUAAUACCUCAAAUAGACAGUGAUGGCUUAGAUUUAAUUACCAAUUUAUUAACAUUUAAUCCUCACGUACGUUUAACGGCAGCCCAAGCUCUUCAACACAGUUCAAUCGUUAAAUAA